AUGCUGUUUGCUCUUGCCCUUGCCUCAAUCCACUUGCCAGUGCCCUCCCGGUCUUCGCUGGCGGAUGAGCGUGAAUGCACCGACAUAAACGACUGCAGGCGACUCUUCGACAUCGUCUGGGGCUGUCUCGCGACGAUAUUCCUCUGCAUCUGGGUCUCCGUCCACCCCAAUGUGCCGCCUCCCCGUCCCGCACGACCGGACAAAUGCGCUGGUUCCCAAAGCUUGGUGAAGUGGCAGCUUAUCGACAAGAAUGAACCGCUGCUGCAUCGCGCGAAGCUGAUGACUGUGGCCCUCGUUGCGCCGGAGCUUAUCAUUGGGCUUGCGACGAGGCAAUUCGUCAUGGCGUGGUCGCUCUCAGAAGGUUGGGCCACAACUUUAUCCCCUGUUUUAUGCUCAUAUUCAUGGAGAGUAUAA
Messenger RNA from Mycena indigotica, 414 nucleotides. RefSeq lists its product as uncharacterized. Lineage: Eukaryota; Fungi; Basidiomycota; Agaricomycetes; Agaricales; Mycenaceae. Bases 1 to 414 code for a protein of 137 amino acids. The record is from RefSeq and is a predicted model, not a curated record. The transcript has a single exon.